GACCAAAAUCAUCGCACCAGGAAACUCAAAACAACCCAAAAAAUCCCAAAACGAGAAAAUCGCCAUAGCCGAAAAGGGUAUUUGCUUCUACUCACAAAUUCGUCUUCAAUGGCGGCAAGUAAGAGUUACUACGCACGGCCAAGCUACCGUUUUCUCCCCAGCGACCAGCAUCACCACUCGUCGAUCUCCACCGACUCGGGUUUCGAACUCGAUGAGUCGGAUCUCUACAACUCCGGCUCUGCCCGGCCGAACUCCCCCGAUGUUCGCAAGCCCGUUUCCAGCUCUCGGAUCGGGAAGAAGCCGUCUGGAAAACGAGUAGAGUCCGCGGGCGAUCGGAUCGGGGCGACUCCGUCGUCGUUGCCAGUCAACAUACCGGACUGGUCGAAGAUAUUGAGAAACGAAUACCGCGAGAAUCGGAGAACGAAUGACGACGACUACGAUGACGUCGACGGCGAGGAUUACUACGAAGGCGGCGUGCGGGUGCCGCCUCACGAGUUUUUGGCACGGCAGAUGGCGAGGGCGGGGAUCUUGUCGUUCUCGGUGCACGAAGGCAUAGGGAGGACUUUGAAAGGAAGAGAUCUGAGUAGGGUCAGAAAUGCAAUUUUUGAGAAAACUGGGUUCCAAGACUAAUUGUUUUUUUUUUCAAAAGGUUCAGUUCUCUCUCUCUCUCUCUCUGUUUCUUUUUUUGGCCCCUUUGUGUUUAAGAAUAGCGGGAAUAACUAAACUUCUGCGGCAUUAUAUGGAAAUUUUAUCCAAAAAUUUUGUUUUUUCCCUUUUAAUAGUUAGCUUUUUUUUCUUUUCUUUUAUUUUCUUUUCUCUUCUUACUGUGAUAUGAUCAAGAGAGGAUUAUGAUUAUGUAAUUCUAACUUAUAGAUUGUAUUGUAUCUUGAAUUUUGGCAAUGAAAUAUGAAUUAAUUUUU
This is a messenger RNA of Carica papaya (papaya), 920 nucleotides long. Its product is annotated as protein S40-4-like. Lineage: Eukaryota; Viridiplantae; Streptophyta; Magnoliopsida; Brassicales; Caricaceae. The record is from RefSeq and is a predicted model, not a curated record.